Erinaceus europaeus (western European hedgehog) is the source of this 1173-nucleotide messenger RNA. RefSeq lists its product as uncharacterized. Bases 76 to 1059 code for a protein of 327 amino acids. The transcript has 3 exons. Lineage: Eukaryota; Metazoa; Chordata; Mammalia; Eulipotyphla; Erinaceidae. The record is from RefSeq and is a predicted model, not a curated record.
AAAGGGGAGCAGUUAGGAUCACUAGGGGUCAGAGGAGGAGGAGGGAGGAGAGGAGGAAGAGGAGGGAGCCAGUUAAUGCACCUAAGUCAGUCGAUGGACAGAGCAGUAGUUGAAGCCGCAGAGAGGACAGCUAGAGUGCUGGAGACCUUGAGGAGAGCAGAGGCAAACAGAACCUCAGUGCAGGGCCUGGGGAGUAAGGGCACUACUUGCUCCACCUAUAGCCCAUCCACUCAUUCAGCAACCAGCAUUCCCUCAUUGACGGACUCAGAAUGGCAAACUUUCAAUGCAUAUAACAAAUCGGCAUGGAUCAAACACACCCAAGACCCUUGGAUCUCAUCAGGUUUCCUGGAUUCAGUAGACAUGAAAAUUGAGCCUUUAGGCAGCAACCACUGUCUGCCAUCAAAGAGCCUAGGAGCCACAGAGCUCCAGGUGGAUGAGGAAUCCCUGCAAGGGCUCCAGGGCAAGGGCUCCAACUUGCAGUCUGGCAAGAGAAACAUUUUCUAUGACCAGAAGCAGCAGUGGCAGCAAAGGCUGGAUGCUUACCGCCUGAAGCAGCAGCGGCGGCUGCAGCGGCUAGAAGACACCUUCAGGUGCUACAACAUAGACCCCAACUACGCGAUACCCAGAGAGAAGGGACGGCGGCCAUUACCAAGGUUGAGGACAGAGGAGGCUGAGCGCUGGGAGAGCAAGAUCCCUGAAAGGGAGUUGAGUCAUAUCCAGAGACACAUCCACCGAACUGAGAGAGCCAGAGGCCUCCGGGACAAGUGCCAACUGGUGGCCCUGGACAUUCCCAGUGAGGUGGGGCUCCCCAAAAAAGCAGCUGCUGAGAAGAAGGAAGUGACCAUCACAGAUGAACAGAUGGCAAUUAGGAGGAUAAACAGCAAGCGACAGAUGGCCAAGGUGACUGAGCAGAUCAAGGAACAUCAGGACCGGAUGCUGCGAGGCCGUAGGCUCACGGAGCAGAGAAGAGCAGAGAAGGAGGCAAGCAGGAUUCCCAGCCAGAUCCUUCCUCUGCGCACACAGCUCAGGGGCAGAAGGACCUUCCAAGAUUCCAGAUAGGAGAAGUGGGUCACCACCUUCCCAGUCCCUGAGGACCCAGGUGGCAGAAAAGAUGGAGAAGUCCACCCAGGAGGAGCCCAGGCAGAGCCCACCCCCCGAAAGGGUAUUCCUGAA